AAUGUUGUUUUCUAUAGUUGAUGACUAUCAAACCAAACCGAGAGGGAUGCAUGGUUCUGUACACGAGACCUCCUGUUUGCAAAUUUGAUCUACCACCCACUUGGUCUGUAUCCCAUUGGGGAGGUGCUUUGAUGUCUCCACCUUGUUUUCCGGGAAGCUUGACUGAUCUCUUCUACAAAACAGUUCCCCACCUCCCAACUACACAUACGCAGACACGUAGCUGCAUCAGGGAGGCAGAACAGAAGUGUGGGUUGGAUUGGUGUGUGUGUGUGUGUGUGUGUGUGUUUUCAAGGCUUGUGAACAGCUCUCAGUUGAAAUCUAGAACGAUGCAGACUCCUCUUUUCAUCAGCCUCCUUGCUGCCUUCAUAGCCCUGGGAAUGGCUCUGGAAUGUGAGCAAUGUACUGCACAGAUAAGCCAAUGCUCAGGACCUAUGAUACAAUGCACCCAGGAGCAAGACACAUGCGUUUUUCAGGCGUUGAGUAGCAGCAUUGCUGGGUUAGUAGAACAAAAAGUUUUUGAGAAGGGUUGCAGCUCAUCAAAAUUGUGCCGCAAAGGACCCAAAAUUGUCAACUUUGGCCCAUUUGGAACAACAGCCAUCGAGACUCAUUGCUGUGUGGGAGAUGCCUGCAGAACAACACGAUUCCCUACUCCAAGGAGAAACACCACAUUGAAUGGAAGGCAAUGCUCCACUUGUUCACCUGGAGCCGAGUGUAAGUUUCCACCUGUCCAAUGUGCUGGUGAGGAGACCAAAUGCUUUGAGAUAUCUGGAACUACAAACCUAGCAGGACAAACUGUAAACAGCAUCCUCAAGGGGUGUGCAAACGAACUGGCCUGUCAAGAAAUGGAAAUAGGCACCAAAACAUUUGGGAAUGUGAUGCACGAAGUCAAGUCAGCUAAAUGCACAGAUGGGGCGGCCAGUGCCACCCCAGGAUCACUUGGACUCCUCUUCCCAGCCCUUAGCGGGCUGCUGCUGGUGAAGUUCCUUGCUUGAUUCCCAAGUUGGUGCUGAGAUUGGAGAAUCCGCUUUGGGCUAUUCUUCUUUGCUGCUUGCUUACAGCUAUUAUUAGGGCCACCUGCAGAUGCUGAAGAGCAAGGGCCAAAUGCCAUUCUCUGGUCUUGUCUGUCUGGUCCUUGAGAGUCUUCCUUGGACACCUCCCUGCCCCUUUCACCCACCUUGAGCACUUUUGGCUGCCUGGACUGUGUCUUUGUGCUUCGAUGAUUCUUCUAGCUUGCCUGGUUGGAAGACAGAUGGAAUGCUGAGUGUGUGUGCACAAACUAGUCUCUUAUGCAAAGGAGAGCUUUACAUUCGCUAGUUCCUCUGGCUCUGCCUACCAAAGGCAUGUGGCCCCCAGUACGCUGUGCAGAAGGGAAUGUGGCCCUUGGACUUACAAGUCUUCCCCAUCCCUGCGCAUAGUCUAGAAGCUCAUUUUUACAUCUACUGCCCUCCAACAGGAGCAAAGGGUGGUGUUGACCAAGGGAGUUCUUGGUUGGUGUCUUUACCGGCAGAUGCCACUAUUGGGAUGCAGGCAAAGGAGGCUGGCUGUGUCUGUACAAUGCACAACUGGGUCUGGAUAGUGGCCAGCAGUCACCAGCGAUGCCCUCCUGCCCAGUGCUUUUUCCAUCCUGAUUCAGCACUGGGCCACAGAGUCAGCAUGUACCUUUUCACUGAGCUAGGGCUUUUCUCCAGGAAUUGGUGAAUCUGCCCAUUUCUCUCAAUGUCUCCCAUUCCCCCACCGCAUAAUAGUUCAUAAUAGUUCAGUUCUCCACAUUUCUGCAUUAUAUUUCCUCUUUU
Messenger RNA from Lacerta agilis (Sand lizard), 1793 nucleotides. Its product is annotated as phospholipase A2 inhibitor and Ly6/PLAUR domain-containing protein-like. Bases 21 to 992 code for a protein of 323 amino acids. Gene Ontology annotation, molecular function: phospholipase inhibitor activity. Lineage: Eukaryota; Metazoa; Chordata; Lepidosauria; Squamata; Lacertidae. The transcript has 5 exons. The record is from RefSeq and is a predicted model, not a curated record. Gene Ontology annotation, cellular component: extracellular region.